UUUGUGGAAAGUGACGCCAAUGACCAUCAGUUUGAGUGUAUGACCAGAUCACUAAUGGAAGAUAGCAAAACCCAUUAUUGGAACCUAAAAAUAGAGAUUAAAUUUUUUUAGAGUGACGAUGAAGGGAUGUGCAGUAACUGGAGGUUGUCCAAGUGACUAUGUUGCCUUUUCUAUAUCAGCCUUUUCUCUCUUUUUGCUUCUUGCUCGCUCGGCAUUCCCGUUCCUGUGUUUCAGGUUGUCAAUUCCUAAAGGCAGUACCUUCUGGAUUCCAGCUUUGCAGAUUCUUGCUAGCUUCAACCUUUUGGUAUCAGUUGUGAUGUCGGUCAAUCUAAUCAAAAUUGAGAGAAGGCAUUGGUGGCACUCUUGUUAUCUCUGGGCAGUUUGGGUUGAAGGGCCAUUUGGGUUUGGUUUGCUGCUCAGCUGCCGCAUAGUACAGGUCUACCAUCUCUUUUUCAUUUUUGUCAAGAAGCGGUUACCACCCGUAAGAUCACAUGUUUUUCUCCCUUUGCUUCUCCUCCCCUGGGUUGCUGUGGCUGCUGUUAUAAAUUUGAAGAAACCACUAAACCAAAUUUGUCAAAUGUCUGCUUUGUGGGUCACUUCAUUGGCCGUCUUACACUCUCUAUACGUUGUCAUAUUUUUUGGGUUGACAAGGUCCAUCCAUCAUGUUGAUUUCAGAUUCAAUGAACUCAAAGACCUUUGGCGGGGAGUACUUGUUUCUACAUUUUCUGUUGUAUUCUGGGUGGUUGCUUAUGUUUUGAAUAAAAUUCAUGAAGAUGUUGAAUGGAUUCGACUUGCCUCCCGAUUUCUGCUUGCUCUUACGACAAGCAUAUUAAUUCUAGCAUUAUUCUCGUAUUCAAGUUCACAACCAUUGCUGUCGCAAAUUAGCCUGAGGAGAAAAGAGUGCCUCAGAUUUGAAAGCAUGGGCCAAGCUUUAGGCAUUGCUGAUCAUGGUAUUCAACAACAGAGACAAUCAGUAACCGCCGACCGCAAUGAACCUCUGGAUAAGCUUCUUUUAGAUAAAAAAUUUCGUCAAUCCUUCAUGGCUUUUGCUGACAGUUGUUUGGCUGGGGAGAGCAUUCACUUCUACGAGGAAGUUCUGGAGCUUGGAGAAUUACCUACAGAUGACUCUGUACGAAGAAUCUAUAUGGCGAGGCAUAUUAUUCAGAAAUACAUUGUUGCAGGGGCUCCUAUGGAGGUGAACAUAUCCCACCGUACUCGGCAACAAAUUUUGAAUUCUGCUGAUCUUGCUCAUCGCAAUUUGUUCAAAACCGCUAUCUACGAGCUAUUGCAAUUGAUAAAAACAAACUUGGCAAGGGAUUACUGGUUAUCCACUUUUUACAUGAAGUAUAAACAAGAAGCCGAUUCAAAAGUGAACGGACAUGAUUUGGAGUUAGCAAUGACUUGGAACGUUACUCCACGACUCAGUUGUGUUCAUGCUGCAGAUGAUCCUUUUCACCAAGAUAAUCUUCUCAAAGGUUCUGAUGUUAUGCCGCUACAGUAAUGGUUGAUCCCAAUAACUCUUGGAAAGUUUGUCUUCCGACAUGACGACCCAUAUGACCUGUGACCAGAUUGGUUGAGAACAUACAUGGAUGAGAGAAAAGAAAGGGGUUUUUGGAAAACGACAGGUAAUUUUAAAGUAAAUGCUGUUUAUGCAGGCAGGCUCACAACUAACAUGUUAGAUUAGGGGUUCUAGACAUGUACAUGGUGCCCGGCUGUACAAUGGUACAUGGUGCUCUUGACUAAGGACCCAUAAAUAUUAGUUGACAUUAGUUAGAUUACCUUUAAUUUAGUUUAAUUACUUAUUUCUAGAGCUCUAAUUUAAAAAAAUGUAACAUAAAAGGUUCUUGAAAAAUAUUGUGUACUUGUUUGUAGGACGAAAGGAAUGAGGGACGUACUAUAAAGGAGAUAGUAUACUUGUUUGUAUGUGACGAAAGGAUUAUAAAUUUCUUCCAUUAUUGGAAUUCGAUUUUAGUAAUUGUUUUGAA
Messenger RNA from Amaranthus tricolor (Joseph's coat), 1985 nucleotides. Its product is annotated as regulator of G-protein signaling 1. The transcript has 11 exons. Lineage: Eukaryota; Viridiplantae; Streptophyta; Magnoliopsida; Caryophyllales; Amaranthaceae. The coding region runs from base 119 to 1501 and encodes 460 amino acids. The record is from RefSeq and is a predicted model, not a curated record.